Molecule: messenger RNA, 626 nt
Organism: Papaver somniferum (opium poppy)
Lineage: Eukaryota; Viridiplantae; Streptophyta; Magnoliopsida; Ranunculales; Papaveraceae
Exons: 2
Coding region: 62-565 (167 amino acids)
Source: RefSeq, a predicted model, not a curated record
UUUAGUUAUGUCUUGGAUUAGUCAGCUGCUAGCUUAGGGGGCGCUACAUGGCCAGUCUUUGAUGAUUUUGAGUACAAUGCAGGAGGCUACUAUUCAAGAGAUGCUUGAGUACAAUCAAGAAAACAGCUGGAAUUUUGUUUUUUCCAGGAACUUAAAGGAUGAGGAAAUAGAGGAUGUUGCUCAUUCUCUGGAUUUGAUUUCAAUCUUUAGAAGGGGUGAUGCUGAGGACUAUAAAGUUUGGCAGAAUGGUAACAAGUCUUUUUCCGUGAAAGAGUGUUACAAGGAUUUGGAGGUACAAGGACUGAUUUACUUUCCAUACAAAUGUGUGUGGAACCCCAAAAUACCACAGAAGAGAGCUUUGGUUCUUUUUGUUGUCAGGUUACAAUCUCCAAUGGGUGUUUCAAGAGUCAGUCAGAGACACAAGUUGGGAGUGGAAAAGAAAGAAAGGUUCAAAGUGCAGUUUGAAGCAAAAGGUUUGGGACAUUAUUCCAUUUGCUAUAUGAUGGGCAGUAUGGUUGGAAAGAAAUGCCAGGGUAUUCAAUGGGAAGUACAAAACUUUAGAUGAAUUGAAGGAUAGUGUCAAGGUUUUGAUCUACAACUGGUGCACAUGAACUAAUAUUUUUGAG